AUGAAUUUCACAUGGGCUAAUCAGUUGGCCAAAAAUGCGUUAAGAAAUGCACAAAAACGUAUCGAUUCAGUGCUCGAUAUAACACCUGAAGAAGAGUCAGACGAUGACAAUGAAGAAAACGAUAACAAUGCCAAAGAUUUGAUGCAUUCAAAUUCGGACAACUCAAAUGAUCAAAAAGGUAUCCAGCAAGAAGAUGUCGUUACAAAAUCAAACCAACAUCAAGCGGUCACAUUAUAUUCUCAGAUUUCAGAUGUCGCAACGAAUGUUUCCUGUGAGAAAACUGAAUGGAACUGUGGAAAUGCGACAGACUUAACCGAAGAUUCAUGCUCGCUUCCUCAUCAACAUGACGAUACGGUAACGAUUUCGUCGAGUGAUAUCGAAGUGCUACGUCAAGGAGAUUCGUGGUCACUCAUGUCAGUACCAACUAGUACAACGCAAGACGAUGCACCAAUUUUGCGCAUAUCCGAAUCAAUUUCGUUGGAGCCUUUUGCUCAGCAACAGUUACCAGCGGUAAUGUGUGAAGAGGAUGCAUCAUCGAUUAGUCAAAUGCGAACUGAAAUAGCACAACUCAGAUCUCAAAUACAACAUCAAGAACGUCGGAUUGGCGAUUUACUUGCUCAAAAUCAACGACUUGAGAAGAAAUCGCAUGAUUUGUUGGCACUGAAAGCAGCUAGAAACAAGCAAUCCUCAGCUGAAACGAAACUUAUCAAAAAAUUGAGUGAGAAAGAAUCUGAACUGGCAUCAUUGCUGCAAGAAGGCAAGUUGACGCUCAUUAUUGAAGUCACACCUUACUCAGUCCAGCACAAUUGUGAGAAGUUAGCUGAAACUAACGGUAAAUUAACGAAGGAACUGAAACGAUUGAGAACGAGUCUCGCUGAACAAGAUCAAUUGGCCAAGAAGGGUGCUCAAGCGGAAAUUGACCGAGAUUUAGCUAACGAACAGGUGCGCGGUUUGAAUGCUGAAAAUGCCAAACUCAGAGUCACCAUAAAGACGUUAGAAGAGGAUUGUUCUCGAAUGAAGGCAGCUGAUGAAAUUUUGGUGAACGAUCUGAAACGACGCGAUGAGCGAAUUGAGAAACUCACUGCUCAUUUGCAGACCGUUGAAAAAGAUAAAGACAGCGGUUUUGAGGAAGUCAAGAGGCUCUCUGAAAUAAUGGACGUACAACGUGACGCUGCGCAAAUGGUUGCUAUGGCAAACUCUCCAUUACUUGAGUCGAUUCGUCAACUGGAAAGUGAUGCAAAGUCGAAAGAGGUGGCUCAUGAGGCUAGUAUCAAUGAAAAAGAUCUCAUCAUCGCAUCACUUACUAAAACUAAAGAUGAAUUGCUUCGUCGAAAUAGCGAACUAAUUGAUGAAUUGAGCGAAGUAAGAUCUGAAAAUGAUGAGGCAAAUGUUAUGCUUACACAAAUCACUCAACAACUCAACAGUACUGAAACACAGAAUCGCAGUUUACAGAGCAGUUUGGAUAGGAGUGAACGCCUGAUCGAAGGUUUGAGAAUAUCGUUACAAUCAAAAGAAGUUGAAAUUGAUAAGUUUUACGUGAGGCUGAGAGAAGAAGCUGAGAAUGCAGAAAGACAGUCUGUUGAAAAGCAGAAAAAAAUUGAAAAGCUCACAUCCGAAUGCUCUGAUCUGAAUGAACAGUUGAGUUUAAUGCGGGAAAGAAUUAAUGAUGAAGGUGAAUCAUCACAAAUUGAACGAAAAAACUCUGAAAUAAAGCUGAAAACGUCAUUCAGUUCAAGCGCCUCUUCUAAUAAACAAGCUUCUCUCCCUUAUAUGUCAUCUUCUAAUGCAGCACAGAUUGAAUUGGCUGAUAUUAUAAUGAAGUACGAACAGUCCAUGCGACAGGUUUCUUCUCUAGAAGCUAAAUUAGCCUCGAUGCAAGAAGAUAAUAAAAUGCUUGUAUCAUUGAAAAAGAAGUACCAGGAUCUGAACGAACGAUACGAGAAUCUGCUUGAAGCUCAUGGAGAAAAAAUCGAAAGAAUUGAAGAACUCGAAUUAGACAUUGCUGACGUUAAAAAACUUUUUAGAGAUCAGAUGGAACUUCUGCUGGGUAAGAAUUAA
Molecule: messenger RNA, 2058 nt
Organism: Anisakis simplex (herring worm)
Lineage: Eukaryota; Metazoa; Nematoda; Chromadorea; Rhabditida; Anisakidae
Source: the annotation of a GenBank genome assembly